Messenger RNA from Triticum urartu, 4577 nucleotides. NCBI's taxonomy places the organism in Eukaryota, Viridiplantae, Streptophyta, Magnoliopsida, Poales, Poaceae. The record is from RefSeq and is a predicted model, not a curated record.
UGAACAGCUCCCUCAUUUUUCCUCAGAGACAUGACUUCCAACAAGACUUCCGGUCCAGUAGUUGUAUCAGCCAAAUCUGAACAUAGAAACCUUUAUUUUUUUUACCAUUGAUGUAAAUCCAAAAGCGGAAUUUUUCCCACAAUUGAUCUCAUAUGUAGCAUCUGAAAAAGGACAAGGAGAACAUUAGUACGGUUGACGAUAGCUUAAAAUAAGCUGCUUCUAUUACUAUAUGGAAUUUCCAUAACUGAAGCAGUUACAAGUUACAUGAACAAAUGAACAAGAAAUAAUAGAAAACCAAUCACAGGAGAUACCAUCAUCAAAUAAAUACUCAACCCAAUGUUAACUGGGAAAGAUAUGACCAGUAGGCAUACUGUCCCUGCCUUCAAUUGCUUUCUAGGAGUAAUUGCUGUGUCAUUUUUUCCACAGGCAUGAUAGGAAAGAAAUAAAGAGAUGGCUACACCGAAGAAUAGUCAUCCUUCUUUAUGUGGGGGAGAAGAAUAGUCAUCCAGCACAAGCUUCCACUCAACUGUUGAGUGUUGGCUGAAUGAGAACCUCAUAACAAUUGGCAACGCGCUAGUUAAAUACCGAUAGUUGCAGUGUGCACAGAAUCACAUCCCCCAAUCAAUACACAACAUGGAAACACUAGGCAGCAAAAUGUCAUCUUUCCCCACACCAUUGUUGUACCUCUACCUACUGCUGGUGGCAUGCCUUCUUCUCUUCCAAGAAGCACAAGCGGUGCCCCAUGGAGGGAUCUCACUCAGGUCUCAACACAUGACCCUCCUCCACUGGAAAGAUACACUUGCAAGACCACCACUGCAGAUGAGCUCGUGGCAGCAAAACACCAGCCCCUGCAAUUGGACGGGCAUCAUGUGCACGGCUGUUCGCCAUGGCCGCCGCAUGCCUUUGGUGGUGGCCAACAUCUCCCUGCCGGAUGCUGGCAUCCGUGGACAGCUUGGUGAGCUCAACUUCUCGGCUCUUCCAUUCCUCACACAUAUUGACCUCAGCAACAACAGUCUCCAUGGGGCACUACCCGGCAGUAUUAUCUCCCUUUCAGCGCUUUUGAUACUUAACCUUCCCUACAACCAGCUCACAGGGGAAAUUCCUUAUGAGAUUGGUGGCCUGCGAAGUCUCAUGCAGAUUGAUCUCUCAUUUAAUAGACUCACAGGACUUAUCCCUGCGUGUCUGAGUAACCUAACAAUGUUAACUGGUCUUGCCAUUCACCAAAACAUGGUAUCAGGGCCCAUUCCUGAGGAGAUUGGAAGGCUUGUCAACCUCCAAGGUCUACAGCUAAGCAACAGUGCCUUAAGCGGCAUGAUACCAAAAACACUUGGAAAUCUGACCCAACUAAAUAUUUUGUACCUGUUUGGCAAUCAGCUUUCAGGGCCUAUACCCCAUGAACUAAGCAGGCUAGUCCAUUUGCAGCGUCUUCAGCUUCAGUCAAAUGAUUUUUCAGGUCCAAUCCCAAUCUCCAUAACCAAUCUCACUAAGAUGAACCAACUUUUUCUCUUCGAAAAUAAAAUCACAGGUUCCAUCCCACAGGCAAUAGGCAGUCUCAAUAUGUUAAACCAACUUGGUCUCCAUAAAAAUCAAAUAACAGGUUCAAUACCCGUAGAACUAGGGAACCUCACUGUGCUCAAUGAACUUUUUCUCUAUACAAAUCAAAUCACAGGUUCAAUACCUUCAGAAUUGGGCAUCUUGCUGAACCUCCAGGAAUUAGACUUGUCAGAGAACCAAAUAACCGGUUCCAUUCCCCAAGAGAUUGGCAAUCUGAUGAACCUCGAAUAUUUAGGCUUGUCUAUGAACCAAAUUUUGGGAUCAAUACCAAAAACUUUUGGGAAGUUGCAAAGCAUCCAAACAGUGGAAAUAUUUAGUAACAAAUUAUCGGGUUCUCUUCCUCAAGAAUUUGGAGGUCUCAUAAGCCUUGUUGACCUUGAGGUGUCACACAACUCACUUUCAGGACAUUUACCCACAAAUAUAUGUUCAAGUGGUAGACUCCAACAUCUCAUUGUCUCAUCUAAUAUGUUCAAUGGCCCCAUUCCAAGCAGUUUAAGGACAUGUACGAGUUUGGUUCGAAUUGACCUUCAGAGAAACCAAAUAACAGGUGAUAUAUCUCAGCAUUUUGGUGUGUAUCCACAACUCAUAAAAAUGAUCUUGGCAUCGAAUAGACUCUUUGGGCACAUCUCACCAAAUCUAGCUGCAAGUACCCAGCUAACGGUACUACAUCUAGCACAAAAUAAUAUCACGGGUUCCAUACCUCCAAUACUAUCUAAAUUGUCCAACCUAGUAGAACUAACACUCGGUUCUAAUAAUCUCAGCGGUGAGAUUCCACCAGAAAUCUGCACUUUAACUAAUCUAUAUAAACUGAACUUAUCAUCGAACCAAUUAUCUGGAUCCAUACCUACACAAAUAAAAAAGCUGAGCAAUCUAGGAUACCUUGACAUAUCUGGGAACAGACUGAGUGGAUCAAUACCUGAGGCAUUAGGGGCCUGCAUGAAACUACAGUCUUUGAAGAUCUGCAACAACAACUUCAGUGGGAGUUUGCCUGGUGCAAUUGGAAAUUUAGCAGCUCUGCAGAUCAUGUUAGAUGUGAGCAACAAUAACCUCAGCGGUGUGUUGCCACAGCAACUUGGGAAGUUGGAGAUGCUAGAAUUUCUGAAUUUAUCAAAUAAUCAGUUCAGUGGCAGCAUUCCAUCCGCCUUUGCAAGCAUGGUUAGCCUUUCAACACUUGAUGUGUCCUACAACAACUUGGAAGGACCAGUCCCAACAGCCCCGCUACUCCAAAAUGCUUCAGCAAGUUGGUUUCUUCCCAAUAAAGGUCUGUGUGGUAACCUCUCUGGCCUGCCACCAUGUUAUUCAACCCCAGCAACUGCUCAUAAAAGGGGAAAGAUACUUGGUUUGCUUUUGCCAAUUGUUCUUGUGAUGGGUUUCGGCAUUGUUGCUGCAAUUGUUGUCAUAAUAAUACUUACUCGUAAGAAGAGAAAUCCACAAGAAGGUGUUACCGCUGAAGCAAGGGACUUAUUCUCUGUUUGGAAUUUCGAUGGAAGAUUAGCAUUUGAUGAUAUUGUAAGGGCAACAGAAGACUUUGAUGAUAAGUACAUCAUUGGAACAGGGGGGUACGGCAAAGUCUACAAGACACAACUCCAAGACGGGCAGGUGGUUGCUGUGAAGAAGCUUCAUCGGACCGAAGAAGAGUUGGAUGAUGAAAGAAGAUUUCGUAGUGAAAUGGAAAUCUUAACACAGAUCCGACAACGAAGCAUCGUCAAAAUGUAUGGAUUUUGCUCCCAUCCAACAUAUAAAUUUCUCGUCUACGACUACAUUCAGCAGGGAAGCCUCCACGGAAUAUUGGAAAAUCAGGGGCUAGCAAAGGAAUUAGAUUGGAAGAAGAGAAUUGCUCUUGCAACUGAUGUGGCUCAAGCAAUAUCUUAUUUGCACCACGAAUGCAGUCCACCUAUAAUCCAUCGAGAUAUCACAAGCAACAACAUCUUACUUGAUACAUCCUUCAAGACUUUUGUCUCGGAUUUCGGCACGGCAAGGAUUCUUAAGCCCGAUUCAUCAAACUGGAGUGCACUAGCAGGAACGUACGGCUAUAUAGCUCCUGAACUGUCGUACACAUCUGUUGCGACAGAGAAAUGUGAUGUCUAUAGCUUUGGGGUGGUUGUGUUAGAGCUACUGAUGGGCAAGCACCCAAGGGAUCUAUUAGAUGGUAAUCUUUCUAACAGCGAACACUCAAUAAUGGUGAAAGAUAUUCUGGACCAACGGCCAACAACACCAACAUCAACUGAAGAGAUUAGCUUAGCUGUGCACAUCAAGCUGGCCUUAUCUUGUUUGGAAUCUUCACCCUAAGCAAGGCCAACCAUGCGGGAGGCAUACCAAACACUCAUCCAGCAACCAUCUUCUAGUUCUUGUUCCGUGCCUUUCAGCGCACUUAUAUUACAGCAAGGGAUGCAUGUUGACAUAAGGUCUGAAUCCUAGUUAGAGACCAGGGUCUGCCAAAGCAGAGGCUGGUUCAGAUUUCCGAUUUUUUUACUCAAGUCACUUAUACACCACAUGCCACACAGGAUGAGUUGACUACUCAUUGUAAGUCUAUGCAUUUGUAGACUCUUCUGAUGCAGCAAAAGAUCACCGUUGUGUGCUCGUGGUUUUUCCCACAACGGUUUUCCACGUAAAAAUGUGUGUCCAUCCCGUGUUCUUGAUAUUUCUCUGUUUGUUUGCUUGCUGAUUUCUAACAAUGCAUAAAUAUAAUUUGGUUUGUGUGUUGCUUAUAUUUGUCAAAGACUGUACUGUAGACAUAGUAUCCACAUGAACCUAAAGAUUGACAAAAAAUGUGUCCUAAUAUUUGUCUCUUUCUAUCUACUGUUGCUCCCAUGAACCUAAAGAUUGAAAAAAAAUGGAAUCCAAAACUAGUGCAGUACCAUGUAGCCUUGCUUUAUUUGUUCCAUAUGGGAACCGAGAUGCAUAAACGGGAAGAAAUGAAUGUAAACAUGUUGGAGAUAGGUGCAUAAAAAAUGAGAAUUCUUAUUAUUGCUCCCACUUUGAAGUGCCACAAUAUACCAAGUAAAAGGACUUACAGAGGGUUG